Protopolystoma xenopodis is the source of this 210-nucleotide messenger RNA. The record is from the annotation of a GenBank genome assembly. NCBI's taxonomy places the organism in Eukaryota, Metazoa, Platyhelminthes, Monogenea, Polystomatidea, Polystomatidae.
UUUCUAUCAAGUCGUUUGGAUCUUUCAACGCCCGUUUCUGGAAUAAGUGGCUUGAUAGGCUCUUCGGCCAGCGAACUCAUCCAACUGCGACAAGCCAAUCAAGAAUUAUCUGGAAAAUUGCAGCAUUUGCAGGCAAUGAUAGAAGAACGAGAAGAUCGCCUUCGUAGUCUUGAAAAGCAGAACGCCCUUCUGGUCAGAUUUUUUCAAUAA